AUGUUCCUAUGGGGCGUCUGUGGUGUACCGUUUGGUGCCUAUGCCAUCAUCCAAAAUUUCAACUAUCCCAUCCAAGUCCAGCCACAGGCCUUUAUGACCCUCUGCGUCAUUAGCUGGUCCCAGAUUAUGGUGUACGGGAACGGCUGGUCCGUCAAAAAGGCGACCGUCGCCGGUCUGGCCAUGGCCGCCAUUUUUGCCGGUGUCGAGGCCGCUCUCAUCUUCUCCCUCCGGCCCAUUUACGAACGCGGCAACGAGGCCCCUGCCAUCGUCGUCGGCAUCAUUGCCUCCAUACUUCUGGCCGCCGGCCUCGUCCCGCCCUAUUUUGAAAUCUACAAGCGCCGCGGCCGCAUUGUUGGCAUCAACUUUGUCUUCUUGGGCAUGGACUGGAGCGGCGCCUUCUUCUCGCUCAUGGCCCUCGUUGCCCAAAAUACCUUUGACGUUCUCGGUGGCGUCAUCUACAUCAUCUGCGCCCUCCUCGAGAUUGGCAUCUUUUUGUCGCAUAUUAUCUGGCGCAUCCGCACCCGCAAGCUCCGCCAGCAGGCCAAGGCCGAGGGCAAGACGUUUGACGAGCUCGCCGCCGAGAUUAUCGCCGUCAGGGGGGCUGACAACUUUCCCUUUGCCGAGCGGCCCCUGCACCCCUGCUUCUCGUCGGCCUGGUGGCGCAACCGCUUCAUUGGCCGGUCGACGAAGCAGCCCGACGCACGCGACCCGGACCUGGAGACCGCUGCUACGCGGCAAAACGGCCAUGACGAGAAGAAGGAGCAGGCCAUGCCGAGCGAAACGUUGGGUGUAGUCGAGACUUUGGCAUCGCCGCCCUACCUGUACGGGGGGCCCUCGGUUUUUACGUCUGCCGCGUCGACGCCCGCCAUUGCAACCUCACAGGCCCCACCGAAGUCUGCCACAAGGGCCGACGACGUCUGCCGGACCCGAUCGUGCAGCAACAGCGUGGCACCGACACAGUGGGGUGAAGUCGAGACCGACUUUGACGAGAAGCGGUAG
Messenger RNA from Sporothrix brasiliensis 5110, 999 nucleotides. RefSeq names its product pq loop repeat protein. The record is from RefSeq and is a predicted model, not a curated record. The transcript has a single exon. Lineage: Eukaryota; Fungi; Ascomycota; Sordariomycetes; Ophiostomatales; Ophiostomataceae. The coding region runs from base 1 to 999 and encodes 332 amino acids.